Molecule: messenger RNA, 2208 nt
Organism: Folsomia candida
Lineage: Eukaryota; Metazoa; Arthropoda; Collembola; Entomobryomorpha; Isotomidae
Exons: 3
Coding region: 173-1678 (501 amino acids)
Source: RefSeq, a predicted model, not a curated record
CACAGUGCAUCGUUAAGGCAUUUCAAGCAGGCCCAUUUUUGCUACCUGUUCUUCUCAUAUUCCUUUUUCCUUUAAAUUUUGGAGUAAUUUGCGUCACGCGAAACUACCGUUCGACAAAUUAAUCUAGAGAUAACUAAGAAUCCUUGAGGAUAUUUAGCUGGCUUCCUUUGAAAUGGAUUUGAGCGGAAACCAUGGCAACCCUCAUCUCGCCGUCGUACUACCCGAGAUUUUGGCCAAGAUUGCUACCUUUCUCCCCAAAUCCGACCUCCUCUCCUGCACCCUGAUCAACUCCACGUGGGAAACGGAAGUCCGGAAACUUCUCUUCGAUAACGUCAGGAUUGUCCUCACUCCAGAAAAGAUCUUUUCCCACAAAAAAAUCGUUCCUAGUCCCCCCUUCCGAGGAAGCAGUAUUGGGUUCUUCUCAUUCGCCUCACAUCUUUCGGGGCACGGCCCCUGUGCAAACUAUGUCCGCAAUCACGGCGCCAUAGUCAAAACCAUAACGACAAGUUUCUUCAUAAAAGCAGAAGCCUUCACACUCCCCAAAGAUUUGGAACUGGUCGCAAAAUCCUUCCCAAACGCGACCACGCUCGAGCUCGACGUAAAUUUCUGGUCGCUUGGUUCAACUUACGAAUCAUUGAUCUUCCCCCCACCAAAAAGAUAUUCCUUCUCGAAAGUAAAGACGCUAGAAAUCGCGACGAGUACACGAAUUCAUAACCUUCUCGGGAACGACAAUCUUACAUAUUGCACCCAACUUGGCGCCAUCUUUGCAAAAAUAAUCCCCCGUUUGGUCCCCCUCCUUCCAAAUGUGGAGGCCCUCUCGUUCUUCAACUCUGCUCAGACAGUAGUGGAAAACUUUCUCGAUUUAUUCUCCGCCACGGUGACAACCUUGAAAAUGUCCGGUGUAACAAUAACGGCCCCCAUGCAGCGACCAACCAUAUUAAAUCUGACCCGUCUUGAGAUAGGUUGUUAUUAUUUGGACAAGUCGAAUUUUUCCCACGUGCUAAAGUUUGCCUCGGAAACGUUGCAACACGUUAAGUUCUCGGAGGUAGAAAAUGUUCCCGUGAAUGAUAAAUAUUCCACCCGAUACGCCAUAGUUUUUCCGGUCAUGCGGAAAUUAAGAGUUUUUGAACUUGUCCAAAAUAAGUUUACGGAUCGAAGUGCGUAUAAAAAUUCGCUGGUGAGGCCGAAGCUAAUAUUGCGGUGGGAAGGGGGUAGGGGUCAUUCUGGGACGAGGUUGGUGUACCAAGAUCAGUUCCCUGUUCUGGAAACGGUCAGGAUAUCGAGGAAUGAAACGCACCACUUAUUACGAAAUCGUGGGAUUGAGGACAGAUUGACGGAGCAGGAAUAUUUUGAGGCGAGCGUGACAUUUUUGUAUGAAACUUUUCUACGCGAGGGUAAUUCGCGGAGUGAGAGUGUGAAACGGUUGGAUGUCCCGUUCCCGCCAGAAGCUAAGUUUAGGUUGGAGAAAUGUGAGGGCGGGAAUGGGGAAUGUUACGAGUGGAGGGAUUCAUCCGAAUUUUGGGACAGGGCGGUAGAAAUGUUUCCCAAUUUGGUGAAAUAUGCAGCCAUUGGGGAAAGUAGGGAGAGGAUGAGGGCGGCCGGGGUGAAGGAGUGGGUCAAAUUAGGGGAGAAGUUGGGCUUUGUGAGGGGGAAGGAACGGAAAGGAAGCCGGAUUUGAAUUUAGGUGACCAGGUUAAUCUCGAGGUUCCGGAACGUGUUAAGUUUAGGGAUUAGGAGAAGAAGAAGAUGGGGUGAUUGUAAUGGGUUUAUGCAAAUAUGUAGCCGGGCCAAUUUGACAUGGUGUCGAAGGAUUUUUUUAGGAUUAGUUGAAUGACAAUAUUUCCUACAAUAAAACAACAUUGUAUUAUUGUCAUUUGAUUUGACAAUAGUAAACUACUUACUAGGUACAUAGAAUUAGGGUUGAUAAAUGACAUUUCUAGAGGAGUAAUUCCUUGGGGACGUUCAUAAAUUACGAAACACAAUAAUCACCUAGAUGUGAUUAUUGUGAACGUCCCCUAUUCCUAAUUAAUUAAUAUGCCCACUUAAGUAUGCAGGUAAUGUAUUUAUAUAUGUAGUCUGUUGAGCGGGUAGGAAAGAGCAACUUCAUAUACUCGUACUGCUCUCAAAUAAUGUCGCUUUUGAUUUCUUUCAGAAUUAUGAAUGUAUGUACGUAUCUCGUUUAUCUAAAUAAAUUCGAAAAACUGUAAA